UAAAUGGACCGCUGCCCCAAGAGCUGGGUAAUAUGAGCAACCUUGUAGAAUUGGAUGUUUCUGACAAUAGGUUGUCGGGAGUCAUUCCUACUACAUUGGGGGAAUGCACAAUGCUAGAGCGUCUUGAUCUGGGAAACAACCUCUUUGAAGGAAGCAUCCCUUCCUCUCUCAGUGCUUUAAAAAGCUUUCAACUUCUUGACCUAGGAAGGAACAAGUUAUCUGGUCAAAUUCUGAAGUACCACAGAACUUCACUCUCCUACAGGAUCUAAACUUAUCAUUCAAUAACCUCGAAGGAGAAGUACCGCAUGAUGGGUUAUUUCGGAAUGUCAGUGUUAUAACAGUUACUGGGAACAGCCGCCUCUGUGGGGGUACAGAGGAACUAGGACUACCUCCAUGCAAAAUCCACAGAAAGAAGAAGCAGAGAACUCUUAAAUUAGUGAUUCCAUAGACCGUUUUGUGCUUCCUCCUUUUAGCGUGCUUCGUGAUUAGUCUGACCAGGCCGAGGAAAUCUGGAAGGAAACGAUCUUCAGAACCAUCCAUCAAAGAACACUUUCCAAAAGUUUCGUAUCUUCAGAUCCAGCAAGCCACCGAUAACUUCUCAUCUUCGAAUUUGAUUGGAGAAGGAAGUUAUGGCUCUGUGUACAAAGGAAUUCUUGGAGAAGAAAGGAUGAUGGUAGCAGUCAAGGUACUCAAUCUCAGACGAAAGGGAGCUUUCAAGAGUUUCAUUGCAGAAUGCGAGGCAUUGCGAAGUGUCCGUCACCGCAAUCUCGUCAAGAUCAUCACCACAUGCUCAAGCAUUGACUUUCAGUGUGCCAAUUUCAAAGCUCUAGUGUAUGAGUUUAUGCACAAUGGAAGUUUGGACGAGUGGUUGCACCAAAAAGAAGAUCAACCUGAAGUAACAAAGUCUGAAGUCCGACCUGAUUUGAGGAAUCUUAGCCUUGUCCAAAGACUGAAUGCAGCCCUUGAUAUGGCCUUGGCAAUCGACUAUCUUCACAACCAAUGCGAAACUUCAGUAGUUCACGGUGAUUUAAAGCCGAGCAACUUUCUGUUUGAUCAUGAUAUGACAGCUCAUCUAGGAGAUUUUGGGCUAGCAAAAUUUCUACCAAGUGCCUUACCAGAUAACUGCUCACCGAAUCAAAGCAGCUCAACAGGAGUGAAGGGAACAGUCGGCUAUGUUCCUCCAGAGUAUGGCAUGGGUGGCAAAGCAUCCAUGCCUGGAGAUGUCUACAGUUUCGGAGUUCUGCUACUGGAGAUGUUCACUGGAAAACGCCCUACAGAUGGCAUGUUUAAGGAUGGGAUGACCCUCCAAGAAUAUGCUAAGAUAGCUUUGCAUGGAAGAGUGGAAGAGAUUGUUGAACCUUCACUGCUACAAGAAGCACAAGCUCAUCGGAGUCACAGAGAGAUUGUUGAGAGCAGCAGAGCCCAUUUUGAUGAAGAAUAUGUCGAGAGCAGUAGAGCCACAACGAGCAAAAUCGAUUGCUUGAUUGCUCUCUUCAGGCUUGGAGUCCUAUGCUCAAUGGAAAGUCCUAAUGAGCGCAUGAAGAUGAAAGAUGUUGUGACAGAACUUUCUGAAAUCAGGGCAAAGUUCCUUGGCUAGAGAACACGUACGAUCAUGAUGCACGGUUCCUACAGCUUGACUAAGAGUAGCCUUCAGUUCUUGGCUAAGCAACAAUUGCAUCAGAGAUUUCACCAUAGCGAGUACCUUUGUGACUACUGUACUAUUUAUGAUAAUAUAUGGCGGAGUGCACUCGUUCCUUGGUGGCUUCUUCAACGUUGCCCACUUUAUCUAUCCCCUUCCUUUAGAUUUGCC
Molecule: messenger RNA, 1810 nt
Organism: Syzygium oleosum
Lineage: Eukaryota; Viridiplantae; Streptophyta; Magnoliopsida; Myrtales; Myrtaceae
Product: probable LRR receptor-like serine/threonine-protein kinase At3g47570
Exons: 2
Coding region: 668-1597 (309 amino acids)
Biological process (GO): protein phosphorylation
Molecular function (GO): ATP binding; protein kinase activity
Source: RefSeq, a predicted model, not a curated record